Molecule: messenger RNA, 1181 nt
Organism: Macaca mulatta (Rhesus monkey)
Lineage: Eukaryota; Metazoa; Chordata; Mammalia; Primates; Cercopithecidae
Gene: ZCCHC13
Product: zinc finger CCHC-type containing 13
Molecular function (GO): nucleic acid binding; zinc ion binding
Source: RefSeq, a predicted model, not a curated record
CCCAAAGGGGUGUUGCGCCGGGGCCUCCGGGGCCGAGGUGGGCCUGCUCACUGGAAGAUCGCACCGCAGCCAUGAGCAGUAAGGAUUUCUUCGCGUGUGGGCGCUCUGGCCAUUGGACUCGGGGAUGCCCUAGAGGAGGAGCUGGAGGGCAAGGAGGUGGAGGCCAUGGCAGAGGUUCUCAAUGCAGUUCCACCACCCUAUCUUACACCUGUUACCGCUGCGGUGAGUUCGGUCAUCAUGCUAAGAACUGUGUCCUUCUCGGAAACAUCUGCUACAACUGUGGGAGAAGCGGCCACAUCGCCAAAGACUGUAAGGAACCUAAACGAGAGAGAGACCAACACUGUUAUACCUGCGGCAGACUAGGACAUCUGGCUUGUGAUUGUGAUCAUCAGAAAGAGCAGAAAUGCUACUCUUGCGGCAAACUUGGGCACAUUCAGAAAGACUGCGCCCAGGUCAAGUGCUACCGAUGCGGCGAAACUGGUCAUGUGGCCAUCAAUUGUAGCAAGGCGAGCCAGGUCAACUGCUACCGCUGUGGCGAAUCCGGACAUCUAGCCAGGGAAUGUCCCAGUGAGGCUACCGCUUAAAUUUUUCCCUUUGUCAUCUUCCCCCCUCCUUUUGCUGAUUGAUAAUUGUAUUAUUUUCUCUGAAAACUUCACUGACCAAAAGGUCGAUAGAUUGGGCUACUCUCAGGCAAGUGAGCUUUAAUUACCAUGUUAAAGGAGGAAAGAGCUAGGAAAAAAAAAACCAAAAACUCAAAAAAGUUAAUCAUUGCUAGAUGCCCCACAAUUAAUGUGCUGCUUCUGCCCCACAGGCAAAUCUAGUUAUUGAAUAGUCAUUCUGAGCACCAAUCACUUUGGGGGUUCUUUUGGUGUAUUUUGAUUUCACACAUUUAAUUAGGAGGCACUAUUGGAAGAGCUGGAUCCAUAUUGCCAUAUUGGUGAACAAAUCAGAACAAGUUUAGAAACACAGGCCUCGAAUCUAUUAACAAGAAAAAUAUUGUGUCAGAUGAAGGUAAAUUGCCAGAGAGAAAAAGAACAGGAGGUAAAAGGAUAAAAAGAGAAUGUGUAUGUGGGGGAAAGAGGGAAAGAAUGUGGUUCUGUUUUAGAUACACAAGGCCACCCUGAGGAGGUUAUAUUUCCUCAGAGAUCCAUAGGGCAAAUAAAGCUGAUUCUGAAAAUCCA